CCGCUCACACCGGCGGCGGCGGCGGGGCCAUGAAGGUGAAGAAGAGCGGCGGGGCCGGGGCGGCGGCGGCCAGGACCGAGGAGGAGCUGGGCCGAAAGGCGCUCAUCGGGCCCGACGACGUGCUGGGGCUGCAGCGGGUCACCAGCGAUUAUUUGUGCACUCCAGAGGAAAAUGUUUACAAGAUAGACUUCACCAGGUUCAAAAUCCGGGACAUGGAGUCUGGCACAGUCCUGUUUGAAAUCACCAAGCCAGCAGCUUCAGAGCGGGAGCACAAUGACAGGAAGGAUGUGGACCCCAACGCCGGGCGCUUCGUGCGCUAUCAGUUCACCCCGGCCUUCCUCCGGCUGCGGCAAGUGGGAGCCACGGUGGAAUUCACAGUAGGGGACAAACCCAUCAAUAAUUUCCGUAUGAUUGAGAGGCACUACUUCCGUGACCAGCUGCUGAAAAGUUUUGAUUUUGAAUUUGGCUUCUGCAUCCCCAGCAGUAAAAAUACUUGUGAGCACAUCUAUGAAUUCCCCCAGCUCUCAGAGGAUCUCAUUCGAGAGAUGAUCCUGCAUCCCUACGAGACACAGUCGGACAGUUUCUACUUUGUAGACAACAAGCUGGUGAUGCACAACAAGGCAGAUUAUUCCUACAGUGGAGGACCUUGAGCUGCAUGGCCCCAGCUGUGCUGGCCUCCCCUUCCCUCUGGAAAUGGUCAGGGAUCCCAAACACCUCCAGCUCUGCUGCCUGCAAUGUCCCCUGGACAAGGAUCCACCAACCAAGGACUCUUUGCCACAGUAGGAGUUUCAUGACAUCUCUCUUGAACUUUGAAGCAGUUCUUCAGAAGUUUUAGGCUAAAAUCGUCUUUGGAUACCACUUCCCUAAGUUCUUUAAGUGUCUGCUUUGAAAAUGGCCUUGUGGGACCUGAGGGGUUUUGCCCUAAUUCUGUGAAUUUAUGUUCCUGCCCUCGAGUGGCUUUUAGGAUUGCUUUCCCAAAGAAUGUAAUCAGAGAAACCAUGGGAGUGGAUGGAUGCAAAGGCAGAGGUUUGGGUGGUUGUUUCUCUUUGUGAAUGCUUCAAAGGCCAAUUUAACUUGUCCAGCCUGUUGAAAAUAUCGAGCAAAACAUCUCACCAAGGCAAGUUCCAUCUUUAGAUUGGCUCUCCAUGAGUAUUUCAUGCUUUAGUUUCCAUCCUUCUGUGUAAUGUUCUGUUUAACCUUGGAAACACCAAAAACCUGCAAUGUAGAGCAGUAGCUCAGUGCCAGAGCUGUGUAAAUUGUGGGUUUUUACAUUUACAUUCCUCUUACAUUUCAGGUGAAGGUAAAAUGGCAUUGUGGCUCUAUGAACCUCCAUAAGUACAUUCCAUUAAUUUCAGGUUUUUUUGCAGAAUAAUCAGGGAAAAGCAGAAGGAUUUUAGCUUUAUUUAGCACUUUUGCUUUAUUGAACAUGCAGCCUUUUCAUGCCACACAUUCCCAUGUCUAUUUUCUUUCAUCUCUGCUCGAUACCAAGAUCAGGACUUCAGCACUGCUUGUUAAAGCAACGUUUUAAUUGUCUAGGGCAGCUGGGGAGUGUGGAAUUUCCAAUUUUUCUGUUUGUAUCUGCAUCUAAAGGAGGUUAAGACAGUGUUUUCCCUUUGUUAAAAUUUUUUCUCAUCAGAUAUUAAUACAGGUGAAACUAAAUCAAAUAAUCUACAACUUUAACAUACAGCAAAAAAUUUAGUAAAAAUUCUCUCUUCAGACUCUGUAAGAAGUUUAACACCAAUUUAGCCCCAGAAAUAGCAACACCAAGAAUAAACUACUGUGGGGUGACCUGUUGUCAUGAAACCCUUACUCUGAAGGUCAGUUCACUGAUAUUUAAAAAGAAAAACCAACAAAAAUCAAAGACAGUUGCAGUCUGUAGAUAUUUCUAUAAAUACUUGAUGUCUCCAUGUCUAAUUCUGUGAGGUUGAAGUGGAACCAUUCUAUGUUAGCCUCGGAUAGGUGUAAUAAUUGUAAUAAUUUUUAUAAAAAUACCAUUUCCAGUCGUGAGGAGCAUCUGUGUAGUCGCAGCCUGCGUCAGACAAACAAUUCCAAGUGUAGCCUAAGGACAGGGAGGUUUUUGUGCUCUUGUUGGGUUGUGGUCAUGUUUUCAAUGUGUCACCAUUUGUGUUUGCCUUGGCUUUUUUGACUGCUGAGAGAGGAGGCAGGUUUUUUUUUUUGGAAAAAACCACAGUGAUUUAGGUUGCAGCACAGUUCUCAUUAAGCUUGGUAGGUACAAAAGUGUGUCAAGUUCACUGAUUUUACACAAGUAGUAGCUUGUAGUAAUUAUUAUCACAGUGAGACUUGUAUCUAUCACUAUUUUUUGUCCUCUAGUGGAUUAAAUCAUACAAGUAGCUUACAGCUGACUGAUCAGUUUGAGAGAUACAAGGAUUUCCUCAUUAUUUGUGCAGCACUUUCAGCUACUGACCAUUAAUUUUAUAGCACAGUAAUUACUAAAGAUUAAAAUAGUUUAAAAAAUGUUUUAAUUCCUCCCCCAUUUUUUUUUCAUCAGGGCUGUUAAAUCAUAUAUCCAAUGACAUUUUGCAAGUUUUAAGUAUUUCUGAGUUUUGUUUCAAUUGGCAGGAGAAAAAAUGUUAAUUUAAAGACAAAAUAGAGUGUAUAUUUAUAAUUACCACCAUGUACAAGGUUUUUUGGGGGGAGUUAUUUUCACCUGCUAUUCAUAAGUCACUUCUGUGCAUAAGAUUUUUAAAAGACUUUUAGGAAUGGAAUUUGCCCAGAGUUGCCAGUCAUCUAUUUAAUAAGUUGUGAUGAGAUCAGCUGUACUUUGGUGUGGGCUCUUGGGUCAUUUGAUGGAGUUUCCUCUGAAAUAGUCAUUUUCUGCUCCUUUUUUUGUGCUACCUCAUUUCAAGACUUAUAAAAAAAAGAGUAAUUCCAUAAAAAUAUUACUGUGAUUAAGGGAAAUUGGAGGGGUAGACAUGUCCCUUAUGAAAGAACCAAGAGAAAGUCACAGUGUUUCCCAGGAGUGCAGAGCAUGAAUGGAAUUUCUGACAUUUUUCUAGGGUAGGUUAAAACACAAGAGGAUGAAUUAUCAGCUGCUCCUCUCCUUGAAAUCUUUUAUAAUUCAGAUUAUAUAUGUAAUAAUUCCAGUCUCACAGAAAAUUUUGUGUGAAUCAUGUGGGAGUUAUUACACCAAGUGAGUUUGUUGUUUAAUAUUAUUGGGAAUAUUUUAAGCCAGAAAUAAAGGUUGGACAUUUUCAAUAAAAUCAAUUUCAACCAAUUCUAGCUUUAGCUUUUCAGCUGGGACAAUUUUACCUUUAUUAAAAAUCCCCAGAGUUUGCCACAAAUAACAAAUUCUGAUUCCUAAACCAAGGCAAACACCAGGACUUUGUGGGAAGUGCAAUGAAGAUGAUUUUUAUUUUUUUUUAGUCCCACUGAAGUAGCUAUCACUGUUAUCUCAUGUCUUUGUUAGCAUUUCCUCAAGGUCAUGCACAAUCUUUACAAACAUGUGGGGAUCACUGUCCAGGAGAGAGUUUCUGUUCCAUUCCCACCUGCUCAUCACAUUGCUGUUGACAUGAGGCACAUAAACAGCACUAUGAGAAUCUUUCUUCAAAAAUUUUGGCUGUGCAGUUGCUGUUUUAAUGCCACUUCUUGUUUUGCUUAAAAAACACCUUCAAAAUUUGGUGUUACAGACCAAACUUUGUGCAGCACCCAAUAAUUUCAGCUUCCUUCUGAAAGGGAGCUGAGUUUGCAGCCCAGUUGUGAAACCCACAUUUUUUCCCCUUAAACUGGCAGCUGAUUCUUAUUAUAAACCAGUUGAGAAAUGAAGUCUUAGCAGCCUUGUUCACGGAAGAAUUUGUUUAAUGUGCUUAAACUAGCUAUUAUUUUGUAUUUAAAACAUUCAUCAUUAUUGGGUUACUUUGGAAGUUCAUUGUGAAAUCACAAAAUAUUGGCUCUGGGAAAAAAAUAAUUGUUGUAUUUCUUCCUUGAUCUCAUUUUAAACAUGACUUUAAUUAGCACUAGAGCUCUGUUUUAACAAGCCAGCCUGGCAAUUUGGGAUCUGACUUUCUGAAAGUGAAAGAAAACAUCAAGAGCUAACCAAGAUUAUCUGCUAAUAAUGCCCGGCUGUUUCCUGUCAUAAACCAGGAUUAAAUGUGUGCUUUACACAGUGACUUAUCUUGGAAAAAGAAACCUAAGUCUCUCUGAGUGCUAAUAGUGACAUAAUUUUUCUGAGAGACAAGGAAAUUACAGCUCAACACAUUCUUUUGGGGAAAUUAUAAGUUGACAUGUUUUUUUCACUUUGUCAGUCUUGGAUUCCUUUAGUAGUCAGGGUUUUUUAAGAAAAGCAGCAACACAUUGCAUGCUCUAAUAACUCACACUUCCGUGGCAGGGAGAGAACCAUUUCUUUUCAGAAUUAACACAUCAGCUGUGGUUGAAAAUCUAGAAGCUUUGCUCUCAGUUCAGUGGCAAAAGCCAAAAUUGUUUCUGUGAAUUAUCUGUUACGUGGUGACAUUUCUGAAACAACUGAGUGGUCCACCCUUCCUGAACUCAGAGGAAUUUAUUUAUUUAUUUAUUUAUUGUAAUGUAGAAGGUCUCUCCAGGGUUGAAAACAAUCUGCUGGGGUUUUAGUUCUUGCUCAUAAUCUCUCUCUGUGUCUUGUUUUUUGGGCAGGUCCACCUCUGUCCUCUGAGUUUUAUUCAAAAUCUUGUGUAGUGUCACAGUGGUGGCUGGCUUGUGUGUGAAACACACAAGCUACCAACUUCCAAAUCCCUUCAGUUUGAGAAAAAAAGUGUGGAAGUAUAUUGAGAAUUAUCCUGCAUAUCAGCCCAUAAAAAAAUAACCCCAAUCUUCAUGACAAAAGUAAAAGGGAACUCUUAAUCAUGCAAGGAUUGGGGCUAUUUGAGGUAAGAAAAUGCUAAUACCCAACUGUCACAUUUAGUAAGAAUUAUAAAAAAUGCUCUAUUAAUUAUUCAUAACCUGGAAAAGAUGGUUAACAGCUCAGUUUUAAUUAGGAAGGAAAACCAUAGAAGUCAGUGCUGUUGUUUGGGGCUGCAGAGCAGCAGCUGGGAACCGUGUGUGUGGCACCAAAAUUUGGGCAGGUUUGUGUUCAUUUGAGGGGGGAAAGUGAGGGAAAGGAGGACAAGGACAGAAAAAAGAAUUAAUUUCAGCUUUUUGGACCCAAGAGCUCCAAGGCCAGGGUGAGUGACUCAAUUUUCUGCUGGUCUGAGGCAGCUGGGAGCUCCUGCUCGUGGUUCUCUACCCCCAGCAAAAACACUGCCUGAAUUCAUAGAGGCUUUCAGUAUUAAAUAUUAAAUACCACUGAGAGUUCAUAUCAUUUAAUCUACAUGGAUAUUGCUGGUUUAUUUGAGGGGUGUGAUGCUCCAGGUCUCCCCUUGCAGCUCCCCAUCACUGGUCAGUGGGGUGAAAUGGUGUUUGUGUGUCUGCAGCCCCCCAAAAAACCCUCUGUGCUCCUGCCUGCUCUGGGUCUGCUUGUAUCUUAAUGCACCCAGCAAACCUGUUUGAAUGUGACUUUUGUUUUUUUUUUCUCCUUGCAUAGAGACAGAAUUGUCUGUAUUAAAAUGUAUUUAUAAAAAAAAAUAUCUAUUUUUUGUGGAAGGAAAGUAGGAUUCUGGUUACUAUACCACUGGGAAACACUGGGAGCAUUUUUACUGAGUUAAUUUCUAAUUCUUUGUACCUUGGUAAUGAUUUGUUUGCUAGGAGAACAUCCACUGUGGCCCAUCCUGUGGCAAUGCAAUGCACUGUCCUGCAGAGAAUCUGGUUUUCAGAAAACUGGGAGUCUUUUGUUUCCUUUUUGGGACAGGAGGGAACUGAGGAAAUCACCAGGAAUAGAAGGAACCUUGGCACAGAAUCCCUUCUGUGGCUUUGGCUUCAGCCUGUUUCACUUUUUGCAGAUUAAGUAGAGAGAGAGAAAAGAUUGAGACUUCAGGAUUAAAAAAAAAGAAGAA
This is a messenger RNA of Catharus ustulatus (Swainson's thrush), 5921 nucleotides long. RefSeq names its product unc-119 lipid binding chaperone (gene UNC119). NCBI's taxonomy places the organism in Eukaryota, Metazoa, Chordata, Aves, Passeriformes, Turdidae. Gene Ontology annotation, cellular component: spindle midzone; intercellular bridge; centrosome. The record is from RefSeq and is a predicted model, not a curated record. The transcript is spliced from 5 exons. Gene Ontology annotation, biological process: lipoprotein transport; negative regulation of caveolin-mediated endocytosis; nervous system development. Gene Ontology annotation, molecular function: lipid binding. The coding region runs from base 30 to 650 and encodes 206 amino acids.